AUGCGGCGUCUGCACCUUCCCAGUCUGCGCUGCCCCAGCAGCAGCAGCAGCAGCAGCAGCGAGGAGCUGCGCAGCAGCAUGGAUUCUGCUUUUCCCAUUUGUGGGGAAGAAGGAGGUGGGGCCCCUCUGUCCCCUGGGGGCCCCCCGACUGAGGGUUUGCUGCAGUCUGCUGCUGCGCCAGUGCAGCAGCAGCAGCAGCAGCAGCAGGACUGCAGGGAGUUCAGGGCUGAGGGCCCCACACCCCCCACUGCUGCUUCUUCCCCCCGGCUUUGUGUUUCUUCUCACCGCAGCAAAGAGAAAAGCGGGCAGCAAACCCAAGCAGAGGCAGCAGCAGCAGCAGCAGCAGCGGGGGGGCCACAGGGCGUGCAGCAACAGCAGCAGCAGCAGCAGCAGCAGCAGCAGAGCAGCAGUCGCUCUCACCCGCAAACACUCCAGUCUCCAGCUGCUGCUUUCCCGCUAAGAGCCCUCGAGGGGGCCCCAGAGGAGUCCCCGGGGGUCUCCCCAGGGGGCCCCCGUGGGGGCCCCCCUGGGGGCCCCCUGGGUGGGGGCACGCUUGAAGGGUACCUGGGGGGCCCCCUCGGGGGCCCCCUUGACGUUCCCCUUGGGGGGCAAUUUUAA
Messenger RNA from Eimeria tenella, 618 nucleotides. Its product is annotated as protein kinase (incomplete catalytic triad), putative. The transcript is spliced from 2 exons. The record is from RefSeq and is a predicted model, not a curated record. The coding region runs from base 1 to 618 and encodes 205 amino acids. Lineage: Eukaryota; Apicomplexa; Conoidasida; Eucoccidiorida; Eimeriidae.